AUGUAUACAGCCAAGUGGCCUACGCUGCCAUACUGGAUUUCCAGUAUAAAUUUCCCUCGUCACCUUAGAAAACUUCAACCCAAACCUCAACCUUGUUUCAUUAUGGCUUCUAAUGAAACAGACAUACCGCCUUUCUUCCGCAUCUACAAAGAUGGCAAAGUCGAAAGGUACUUCAAAAUCGAUUUUGUUCCACCGUCGCACGAUCCCACCACAGACGUACAAUCCAAAGACGUUGUAUUUUCGCCGGAAAAUGCCGUUUCAGCGCGGCUUUUCCUCCCCAAAAGUGCUACUGCUCACAACCAAAAGCUCCCGCUCCUUAUCUACAUCCACGGCGGCGGUUUUACUCUCGACUCUGCGUUCUCUUCGCAGUACCAUAGCUAUGUCAAUACUCUGGUAGCAGAAGCCAAGGCUAUUGCGGUGUCGAUUGAAUAUAGAUUGGCGCCGGAACACGCUCUUCCGGCUUGUUAUGAGGAUUGUUGGGAGGCAAUUAAUUGGGUGAAACUGCACGCCACUGGACAGGGUCCGGAUCCGUGGUUGAACGAUUAUGCAGAUUUCGAUCGGAUUUUCAUUGCCGGUGACAGUGCCGGAGCCAAUAUUGCGCAUCACAUGGCAAUCCAAACUGGCAUUAACGGUAUCAAAAUACUGGGUAUAAUUUUGGUUCAUCCAUUCUUUGCGGAUGAUGAAGCAAGCCAGUUAUUGGAUUUCAUUUGCCGGGAUUUGACUGGAAUUUAUGACCCGAGGCGGAACCCGGUUGAGGAAAUGGAUAUGAUGGCUAAAAUGGAGUGCAAUAAGGUUCUGGUUUGCACUUCUGAGAAGGAUGGUUUGAGAGGAAGGGGCUGGCAUUACUACGAGACAGUGAAGAAGAGCAAUUGGAAGGGUGAAAUUGAACUUUUAGAUUUUGAAGAAGAAGGUCACGUUUUUCAUUUGUUAAAUCCAACGUCUGAAAAUGCUGCCUUGUUGAUGAAGAAAAUUGUUGACUUCUUGAAUUAG
This is a messenger RNA of Olea europaea var. sylvestris, 990 nucleotides long. RefSeq names its product probable carboxylesterase 1. Bases 1 to 990 code for a protein of 329 amino acids. The transcript has a single exon. NCBI's taxonomy places the organism in Eukaryota, Viridiplantae, Streptophyta, Magnoliopsida, Lamiales, Oleaceae. Gene Ontology annotation, molecular function: hydrolase activity. The record is from RefSeq and is a predicted model, not a curated record.